Molecule: messenger RNA, 996 nt
Organism: Emericellopsis cladophorae
Lineage: Eukaryota; Fungi; Ascomycota; Sordariomycetes; Hypocreales; Bionectriaceae
Exons: 1
Coding region: 1-996 (331 amino acids)
Source: RefSeq, a predicted model, not a curated record
AUGAGCUCGCUCAGUGUUCAAGAUGAUUCCCCGGGCCCCGUUUGUGCGCUCGCGUUCCGGACCUUUGAUGAUGGACACCAGCCACAUUCGCCCCGCCGCUAUGCUAGCCUGAGCCGGAGUGUUUCGACCGGCAGAUCUCCUUCGCCAACCACCACCACCGUCAGCGGCAGCAGAGUUGACGAUGUGGCGUCCACGGGAGACUUUCCCCAAUUCACAAAGUUACCACCGGAGCUCCGGCUCAAAGUCUGGGAGUGCCUCAUACAGCCACGCAUCGUCGGCGUAUGCUGCCUCCAGAAUGACACACGCGGGGGAUACCAACCUGGCGAGAAGAUCGCUGCCCGUCGCAAGGAACUGGACGCGCGCACGACGCGUGGGAACCAGGUACCAGCCAUCCUGCACGUCAACAGCGAAUCUCGCGCCCUGGGCUUGAAGCACUACGAGCUCACCUUUGGGUGGCGCAUCAAGGGUAGCAGGCCGAACAGCGCACCGCCACGGACCUACUUCAACUUUGCCCAAGACGCACUCUUCCUCACAGGCGACCUUGAGGCCUACGACUCGUUUGGCUUCAACGCGCCCAUGGUGUACUACUUGCGCAAGGAGGAUACAGCACGAGUUAAGCACGUGGCCUGCCCCUUUCGGGAGCUGGGCUACCCCCAUCAACACAGCGACUUGAUCUGGGGCUGCCUGUGGCACAUUGUGGACCGAUUCAAGGCGGCUACCCGCUUGCUGCUCACGGUGGGAGAGGGCGAUGAGGAGCGUCUUGGCCGCGCGGGCCACGCAGGACCUGACCUGGUGACGGGCACAGCGACGCCUGGGCUGACGAUGGCGGAAAACGAGAGCAUGGCGGGCCAGAUGCAGACGCAGCAUGCGCUGCAGAAUAUAUGGCGGGCUUGGCUCGGGGGCCGCACGGCGACGAACUCGACGAUGGCAGAUAAGCAGAUGCUGCUGGUCUCGGAGGCGGAGCUGAUGAACUUUGUGACGAGACAGGCUCAGUAG